Pseudonaja textilis is the source of this 1462-nucleotide messenger RNA. The record is from RefSeq and is a predicted model, not a curated record. NCBI's taxonomy places the organism in Eukaryota, Metazoa, Chordata, Lepidosauria, Squamata, Elapidae.
AUGGGCGACACGCGGAUCUCCUUGGAGCAUGAAAUCCUCUUGCACCCUCGCUACUUUGGGCCCAACCUUCUCAACACCGUGAAGCAGAAGCUUUUCACCGAGGUGGAAGGGACCUGUACCGGCAAGUACGGCUUCGUCAUCGCCGUAACCACCAUCGACAACAUCGGGGCAGGUGUGAUUCAGCCGGGACGUGGCUUUGUCCUUUACCCCGUCAAAUACAAAGCGAUCGUCUUCCGUCCCUUCAAGGGCGAGGUGGUGGAUGCCAUUGUGACUCAGGUGAACAAGGUUGGCCUCUUCACCGAGAUCGGACCGAUGUCCUGCUUCAUAUCCCGACAUUCGAUCCCUUCCGAAAUGGAGUAUGAUACUAACUCCAAUCCGCCCUGCUACAAGACUGUGGAUGAGGCGGUGGCAUUUAAGGACAGGCUGACGGGUGAGGACCUCUUGAACUGCAACAGGACCUUCUCUCACCCAGAUUGGCUGGUCGACAUUGAUUCCCGCCUUCGGAGCCAGGAGGAAGAGCUAACUCUGGUAAAAUCGGCAUUAGCCGAUGCCCUACGGAGACUCAACGCCUACGACCAGCAGAUCCCGUGGCUCAGACAGCAAGUGCUGGAAGGACACCCCAAAGAAUGGGCAUUGGAAGCAGAGAAGAGCCAGAGGUCAAGGAUCAGCGUUGGGACACAAACAGAGGACCUUACGGCGCUGGGGAAAGACAGAGAAACAUUUCUUAGCAAUGGAGGUCUUCAACAGGUGGAGGAGACCUCAUCUACGAGGGGAAAGUCCUUUCAGGACCCUUCAAACGUUGGCGAGAUGGACUUGGCUGAAGUUCUCGGCGGUCGUGGCCCUUUCAAAGUGGCCAAGAACUCCUUUGGGCUGUUAACCGAGACAGAAAACAUGACUUCCGAGCUACAGACGGUCCAGGAGAAUCCUGAAGCUCACAGCGCCAACCAAUUUCCUUCCAGCGCGGGUCCCCAGGGAGCUCAAGAUGUUGGAGAACCUCCGCCAGAGGCCACCAAGGAGAAACCUCCAAGCCCAGGGCAGCCACGGCUUGGGGGUCCUCCUCCAGGGCCGGGCACCCCCUCCCCAGAGCCCCCCUCAGAAGGGAGCAGCAGCAGCAGCACUGCGGCUUCCCCCAUCCCCGCCGUUCAUAAUGUGAUGGCCGCCAAAAAGGAGUUGCUGCGAAGAAACAGCUCUUCCGACAAACUGGUCAGGACCAAACAGCAUCUCCAGAAGAAAGCUGCCUCAACUGCAAAUCUUUUUAACCGGUCCAGCAGCCUCGAAAACCGAUCGAAGGAUCCCACCUUAAGUCCAGGUGAGCCACUGGCUUUGUUUUGUGUGUAAAGUGUGUUAUUUUCCUCGACCAGGAUGGGGGCUGCUGGUCGUAUCUCUGAAACUGGGAGACCAAGGCUGCCAAUGGUCACUCAGAGGCCCCUGAACCCCCGAGAGGAAUAGAAAAUAAAUAUGA